AUGCGGCCACUUACUGAAGACGAGAGCAAAACUGUGUUUGGUAAACUUGCCAACUACAUCGGCAAGAAUCUGGUCCACCUCGUUGAUCGACAGGAUGAGAACUACUGUUUCCGUUUGCACCGAGACAGAGUAUAUUAUCUUUCUGAAAGCGCUAUGCGCAUGGCAAUCUCCGUAGCCCGCCCGAAUUUGGUCAGUUUAGGUACUUGCUUCGGCAAGUUUAGUAAGAGCGGCAAGUUCAAACUCCAUAUUACGGCCUUGGAUUACCUCGCACAAUAUGCAAAGUAUAAAAUCUGGAUAAAGCCCAAUGGCGAAAUGCCCUUCCUGUAUGGAAAUCACAUCGUCAAGGCGCAUCUUGGGCGCAUUACAGAAGACACACCCGAGCACCAGGGUGUUGUAGUGUUUAGCAUGAACGAUAUCCCUCUCGGAUUUGGCGUUACCUCUCGUUCCACCGUUGACACUCGAAAACUGGACCCCACAGCGAUAAUCGUGUUUCACCAAGCUGAUGUUGGCGAAUAUCUUCGCGAUGAAGAAACGCUUUUCUGA
Molecule: messenger RNA, 543 nt
Organism: Rhizoctonia solani
Lineage: Eukaryota; Fungi; Basidiomycota; Agaricomycetes; Cantharellales; Ceratobasidiaceae
Product: 60S ribosome subunit biogenesis protein NIP7
Exons: 5
Coding region: 1-543 (180 amino acids)
Biological process (GO): ribosome assembly; ribosomal large subunit biogenesis
Cellular component (GO): nucleolus; preribosome, large subunit precursor; nucleus
Molecular function (GO): RNA binding
Source: RefSeq, a predicted model, not a curated record